GGGCAUUUGCUGAUCUCCAGUCUACGUGACAGACAGAUUUAAAAAAAUAUAUAUUACACAACCAUUACCCUCCACUAGGAGACAAAAACUCAAGGUCCAACCACGCUGAGCUAUUACUGGGCUGUGGAAUUUUUAUCUGCUAGUAUCGUCUGUAAAGGAAAGUCUGACUACUAAAGGAAAUGGGAGACUGGGGCUUUCUAUCCACAUUACUGGACAAGGUGCAGUCCCAUUCUACAGUCAUCGGUAAGAUCUGGAUGAGCGUCCUGUUUAUAUUCAGGAUCCUGGUUCUGGGAGCAGGAGCUGAGAGUGUAUGGGGAGAUGAGCAGUCCAGUCUUGUGUGCAAUACAUUACAACCUGGUUGUGAGAAUGUCUGCUAUGACUGGAAGUUCCCCAUCUCUCACAUUCGCUUCUGGGUCAUGCAGAUCAUCUUCGUGUCCACGCCGACGUUACUGUACCUGGGCCAUGCCAUUCAUGUCAUCCACCAGGAGAACAAACUGAGAGAAAGAAUAAAGCAGAGGAAGAACAGCCAAAUGCUAAAAGUACCCAAAUACACAGAUGACCAGGGUCAUGUGAAGAUCAAGGGCAACCUGUUGUGCAGCUACCUUACCCAGCUGUUCUUCAAGAUCAUCUUAGAGCUCGCUUUCAUCGUCGGACAGUACUACCUGUAUGGCUUCAUCAUGAGCCCCGAGUUUGCUUGCACUAAAAGUCCAUGUCCCCACACUGUCGAGUGUUUCAUGUCGCGUCCGACGGAAAAGACCAUCUUCAUCAUUUUCAUGCUGGUGGUGGCGUGUGUGUCCCUGCUGCUCAAUGUGAUCGAGGUCUUUUACCUGCUGUGCAGCAAAGUGAGAUGUCGGUCUGGGAACAGGCGUACGAGGAUCACCACUUCUGUUGAAAAUCCUGUCAGUUUGUCUUCAACUUGGCAGCCGAAACUGGAAAGUGAAGAUCCUCUAAAGCAGAACAAGAUGAACAUGGAGUUUGAGAGUCACACCAAGAGCAUGAGUGCUGCCAAAGAGGACAACCAGCUCUUAGAGGAUCAAUAGAUUUAGCAAAAACUUUCUUCGCUGAAGUUCUUCUCUGAACUUUUUUUCUGUCAUUCGAUCAAAACACUAUUCUGCAUGAAUCAGACUGUAGCUACAUAUUUUAUAAAGUAGACUUUUCAAGAGUUCAAGAAUUUUCAUUGAAAAGGUACAAACGAUGCUUUCUGUGUGAAAUAUUACUACUGCCUUGGUUCUUGCAAAACAAACUGCAUCCUGAUGUUUCAGUAUUUAAGUAUUAUUCAGUAUGAAUGCUGUUGCUUUAAAUAAUGUAUGAUCUUUUUUUUUUGUUGUUGUUGUAUUUUAUCUACAGUAAAACAUUCCAAUUUAACAUUUUUAAACAUGUGCAUAAAUACCUUUAUGAAUUUAUGGCAACACCAGCAUAUAAUAACAUGAGAGAAGGAAUAGAAUUUAUAAUGCGCCGAACUUCACAAUAGUCUCUGAUAUUGUACACGAUUCGAAUGUUAAAUAGAUUUGAAUGUAUGCCAAUAGCGCACAAUAUUUGAUGCUAUAAACAUUUCAGAUAUAAACCUAAUGUCACAUAUUACUCAGAAAUACUGUACGUUUCCCAAAGGUGAUGUUCUUAGAGGAAAAAAUCCGACCUGAGUGAUUUGCAUAUUAAUCUUUAGAAUUAACAUAUAAUUAACAUCUUUGACAGCAUUCAAUAUUUAUCUUGUGACGCUAUUGUCACUUUGGUCAAAAGUUUCCGAGCGAGUCUUUGCUGUAACUCAUAACUUGUACAGUCCGGGUCAGAAUUAUUGGCACUCCUGAAUUGUAAGUACAGAAUUUAGAAUAUCUUCAGAAAUAAAUGCAAAUGAACCAA
Messenger RNA from Ictalurus punctatus (channel catfish), 1857 nucleotides. It is a transcript of the gene gja13.1, whose product is annotated as gap junction protein alpha 13.1. Bases 180 to 1040 code for a protein of 286 amino acids. The record is from RefSeq and is a predicted model, not a curated record. The transcript is spliced from 2 exons. Gene Ontology annotation, cellular component: connexin complex. Lineage: Eukaryota; Metazoa; Chordata; Actinopteri; Siluriformes; Ictaluridae. Gene Ontology annotation, biological process: cell communication.